GCGCGGCGGGAUUGGGAGAGGCGGGUUCCGCUCAAGAGCAGAAGAGGGUGGCAUUAGGUCGAGGUCACCAGGACGCCGAAGCGAUCGAUUCAGCCCGCCAGCCAGCGCCAGAGCCUCGGCGGCUUCAACCCUCUGUGCUCCAACCCUCUAUGCUCCGACCCGCGCGCCGCGCCGCCGACCCAUCUUCCGCGACCUUCUCCUCCGCUGGAAGCUGGAAACCCAAAUACCACCGCCAUCUCCGAUUCCCGCAGCCGACCCCACGAUCCUCCGGCUCAUUACGCCACUAUUUACGUCCCGUUGCAUUUAACAAAAAGCUCGGCUGGCCCACAGGGCUCGAACCCGGCGAGGCUCAACACGUGGAUGCUCCACAUUCGGGGGUCGACUUUGAUCAGCUGUUUGCCCGGGGCAUCGACGCCCACGAAUCGCCGUUCAUCCGACAGGAACACGCGUCGAUCAAUCUCGAUCGACUGCGUCGCGAGAUCGUCGAUACUUAGGGAUAGUGGAGCCAUUUACUGUGCGAUUACCGGACUGCGGAUUUUAUGCGCAAUUAACAUCGAAAUAUCUUAUCCAGGACGAUUUAUUUUAGCGAACAUUGAUCUUCGUUCGUUCAGUAUUUUCUUAAGCUUUUUCAUCAGCUUCGCAGAAAAUUCGGUAUUAAAAGAUUCAAACAAUUUUUAUGCUACUUCGAGAGCUCUUUUUGCGCCCUUUUGCAUGCUUAAUUUUAACAAAUAAACCGUUCAUUGUAUUUAGAUGAAAAAUUUUAACACGUCUUGGUCUGGCUUCUUUGUGACAUCUUGCAGCAUUAUGGGAGCACAAUUUGCAGCGAAAUAUUCAAUACCUCGUGUUUCGAACAGCUUUUUUUAACAAGAAAAUUGUGUAAUCCUCCGUCAGAUGGCAUUACCGUACAAUUUUCAUUAUCGUCUGUCUCAUGUUCCGUUUCACGUAUUUUUGUCGCCCCUACUCGUCACCUGUUUCUUUCUCUCUCUUUUUUUUUUUAAUUGCAAAUGCCCCGGUCAUUUUAAACGUCAAACCGCCGGUUUCUACAUCCUAUAUUUUUAGCAGCUUUUUACUCGCGGCCACGCGACGGAAGUGAGAUAGUAACGUUCGGUUAUGAUGCCAGUGCUCACAGUGGAUCUUUAUUGAACGUAUGCGAUUCGGACCAUGCGAAAAGGUUUUACGCGUUAUGACGAGGGAUUUAGAACGCCAGCAUCCACUGACGACGAAUCUUACGUUUCUUCAGACUUCGAUUUGCUGAAGACGAGGCAUUCGAAAACAAACCCGGGAGCGUGUCAUCAGCCUACUGUAAAGUGCACCGGAAGUAAUCUGUCGAAUCGUCUCGCGGAGCCUGAGAGAACCUUUAAUCGGCGUCGCUGUUUCGCGAGCUACGAUCACGUCGAAAUAAAAUUACUAACCCAAGCAACAGAUAAAGACCUCAAGGGACAACGGCCAUUGAGUCUCCAGCACCUGCCCUGUCACAACAGCAAAAAAAGCCAUGAGCCGCAGGUAACUUUCGCUGUGCGCAACUCUUCCAGCGGCGGCGGCGGGGUUUCCGAGAGCAAAGCCAUCCCGAAACUUUGCGCCGAUAGGAACAGCACGCCGCGAAUUAUACGGGCGAUCCGUCGAAACAGCAAGAAGGCCAUAGCGGAGAAUCGAUCGGAAUCGACGGAACGUCCGCGACCCGGGAACAGCAAAAGCAGCGUAGUCGUUCUGUACCACGGGAAACCAGCAUCCCCGGAGCCUGCUCUUCGAGCCUGUCAAUCGGAACGAUCCGUCGCUCACGAUGCCAGCCAAUCGCUGAUCGAGAACGUGCACCAGGACAGAUCGAGCUCGGCGGAGCGGGGCCCCGUGUAUCCGAUCGACCGAGGACAAGCUACUUUGAGACGUCGUCGGCGUUUAUCGAGGCGGCGUGGACCACUCGCGCACAUUUAUCGGGAGAGGGCCGAGGCCGGCUCCUUGUCCAAGGAUCGCCGCCGUGUCACGGGCAAAGAGGCGCAGGAACGGAGACCCGAUCCGACCAGAUAUUCGGCCAAGUCUGCGAAAAAUUUGAUUAGGUCGAGCUCCGCUUCUUGUCAAGAGGACGACUCGGAUGAUCCUGAUCAGGCCCGGAGAUCCGAUAAGCACCGGCUGAUCGAUAAAACGCGCGGGGAACGAUGUCGUCCCUUGAAUAAUGCCGUCUCGAAGCUAAUGGCCCGCUUCAGCUUAGGAAAAGGCGACGACAAACCGCGGAGAAACAAAACCGUCUACCCUAACUUGGCGUACCUGAUGCAUCAGAUGCACGCGUGUCCGCAGGAACGAGGCGACAACCGUGCAUUCAUCAGCGUGAACGACGGUGGCGACGGCUCGAAUCGGGUGUUCCCGUUUCAGUCGACGCCCAGCGGCAACCUGAAGAUCGUACCGAAUCAGGUGGUAUUCGAGUCGAAGAAAGUCAGCGUCCUGGUCGCCGAUCCGCAGCACACCCAGGUGAACGUCAAGGCCGAGCUGAAUAGACCCGGAAACGAGGCUGUCGGAUGCGUUUCCGAAUCCUCCACGCGGCACAGGCUCGUCGAUCUUCCAGCCGGUGUCUCGUCCUCGAUGAUCAAUCAAUCGCAGGUAACUCCGGCGUCGAUGGUCAACGCUUCCGUUCUCUAAUA
Megalopta genalis is the source of this 2630-nucleotide messenger RNA. Lineage: Eukaryota; Metazoa; Arthropoda; Insecta; Hymenoptera; Halictidae. The record is from RefSeq and is a predicted model, not a curated record.